GGCGGCGGCGGCAGGAGCUGCUUCGCGGUGCCGCAGCCCCGGGAGCGGCGAGGCCACCCCCAGCCCGGUCCGCCCCGGCACCAUCGCCCCUCCGGACGGGCUGCCCCUCUCCCGAGCCUUCCUCCGAGCCCUGGGAAGGCGGAGAACUGCCCGGGGGUGCCUGGUAUCCACAGUUAGUUAUUGAGGCAAAAUCACUCUGGAGGUUCCAUCUCCGAAAGCUCCUGUUUCCAGAAAUGACAUUUCAACACCAACUUCUCAGCGUUGCCAUAGUGGUAGUAGCUAUGCUGUGGCAGAACAGGAAUUGCUUCUCGAACUGACCAAGGUCAUAAGAGGGUUGUGACACUUCAGGUUCAGUGUAAUCUCAUUGGGCAACAGAAGUGGAACUUGUCUGUCCAAAAUGGUUUACGGUGAAUUUUUCCGCAGACCUGGCAAAGAUACAGAACUUAUCAAUUUGAAUGUGGGUGGCUUUAAGCAGUCAGUGGAUCAAAGCACCUUGCUCCGAUUCCCCCAUACUAGACUCGGAAAACUUCUCAAAUGCCAUUCAGAAGAGGCUAUUUUAGAACUGUGUGAUGAUUAUAGUGUUGCAGAUAAAGAAUAUUACUUUGACAGAAAUCCUUCCUUGUUCCGAUAUGUUCUGAAUUUUUACUAUACGGGCAAACUCCACGUUAUGGAAGAACUCUGUGUCUUUUCCUUCUGCCAGGAAAUAGAGUACUGGGGGAUAAAUGAGCUGUUUAUUGAUUCCUGCUGCAGCAAUCGGUACCAAGAAAGGAAAGAAGAAGGUCCUGAUAAAGACUGGGAUCAGAAGAGCAAUGACAGUAUAGACUCCUCUAAUGAAGAGUCGUCCAUAUUUGAUAAAGAGCUAGAAAAGUUUGACAAUCUGUGUUUUGGUGAAAUAAGAAGGAAGAUCUGGGUCAGAAUGGAAAAUCCUGCAUACUGCUUGUCUGCCAAGUUAAUUGCCGUGUCAUCCCUGAGCGUUGUCCUGGCAUCAAUUGUGGCCAUGUGCAUUCACAGCAUGCCAGAAUUUCACAGGGUGGAUGCCCAUGACAGGGAGAUUGAAGACCCUGUGCUGGAAGCUGUGGAGAUUACGUGCAUCAUCUGGUUUACUGGUGAACUAGCGAUCAGGCUCAUCGCCGCUCCAAGUCAAAAGAAGUUCUGGAAGAAACCACUCAAUAUUAUUGAUUUUGUCUCUAUUAUCCCAUUUUAUGCCACACUGGCUGUGGACACAAAGGAAGAAGAAAGCGAAGAUAUUGAAAACAUGGGGAAAGUGGUUCAAAUCCUGCGGCUAAUGAGGAUAUUUCGCAUCCUGAAGCUGGCCAGGCAUUCCGUAGGACUGCGGUCUUUAGGUGCCACUCUGAGACAUAGCUAUCAAGAAGUUGGACUGCUGCUUUUGUUUUUGUCUGUUGGGAUUUCUAUUUUUUCAGUGCUUGUCUACUCAGUGGAGAAAGAUGACGACUCAUCAGAACUGCAGAGCAUCCCUAUUUGCUGGUGGUGGGCAACCAUUAGCAUGACCACUGUUGGUUAUGGGGACACUUACCCAGUCACACUUGCUGGAAAGCUGCUCGGCACCCUAUGCAUUAUCUGUGGGAUACUGGUGGUAGCACUUCCAAUCACCAUCAUUUUCAAUAAGUUUUCUAAGUACUAUCAAAAGCAAAAAGCUAUUGAUACAGACCAAUGCAACAAUGAUCGCAAAGAGAAGUGUAACGACCUACCCUAUUUUAACAUUAGGGAUAUUUAUGCAAAAAAGAUGCACUCUUUCAUUUCUAGCCUUUCUUCAGUAGGAAUUGUAGUCAGCGACCAAGAUUCAACAGAUGCCUCCAGUAUCCAAGAUAUGGAGGAUGUUUAUAACCCGAUAUCUUUAGAGAAUAGUACAGGAAAAUGAGUUGAACCUUGUUCUCUUCCCUUUAGUUCUCUUCUGAUUCUUGGUAAAUGUGGACUUAAAAACUUCUGUGAAUUCAUUAAGAGCAGUCAAUUCUCAGGGUACUUAACUCUCAGCCAUAUUUGGACAUUCUUUGCUCUGAGGAUGCCAUAAAAACUUCAUUGAUUAUAUGAGGCUUUAAAAUAUGCCUCAUGUGGUGGUUUAGUUUUUACACACUAAUGUUAUGCAUUUUUGGGGAGAAAAAGUUGGGAAAACAGUUUUAAAUAUGAGAUCAGUGCUUUUUUGGUUUCGUUAGUAUUGUUGUUUGAUUUUUUGUUUUUUUUUUUUUUCCCCUGCAGCAGUCUGAUAUACAAAAUUGGCUAUUGUAAUUUGCUGCUCUUCAGGUAGAAAUAUAUUACAAACAUGUAAGAACUAUUGCACAAGUUAGUGAAGUUUUUACCUGCAAAUACAUUAGAUGAAAGAAGGAAUUAUGUACACAUAAAUCUGUGCUCACUAACAUAUUUAUGUAAUCGUAGAGUUGGGAACCUGUUUCCUAAGUCGGGGCAGAAAAUAUAUUGGCACAUAAUGUUUUUACUCCAUGGAAGCGUAAUAUUUAUGAAUUUCUUUCCAAAAGCACAAUACAUUUUUAGUUUGUUAAAAUAAA
Pipra filicauda (Wire-tailed manakin) is the source of this 2519-nucleotide messenger RNA. It is a transcript of the gene KCNS3, whose product is annotated as potassium voltage-gated channel modifier subfamily S member 3. Gene Ontology annotation, cellular component: voltage-gated potassium channel complex; membrane. Lineage: Eukaryota; Metazoa; Chordata; Aves; Passeriformes; Pipridae. The transcript has 3 exons. Gene Ontology annotation, molecular function: protein binding; voltage-gated potassium channel activity. Gene Ontology annotation, biological process: protein homooligomerization; potassium ion transmembrane transport. Bases 398 to 1879 code for a protein of 493 amino acids. The record is from RefSeq and is a predicted model, not a curated record.